Molecule: messenger RNA, 3722 nt
Organism: Nothobranchius furzeri (turquoise killifish)
Lineage: Eukaryota; Metazoa; Chordata; Actinopteri; Cyprinodontiformes; Nothobranchiidae
Gene: adam17b
Product: ADAM metallopeptidase domain 17b
Biological process (GO): Notch signaling pathway; membrane protein ectodomain proteolysis
Cellular component (GO): plasma membrane
Molecular function (GO): metalloendopeptidase activity
Source: RefSeq, a predicted model, not a curated record
UCCUCAGUUCACGCCAGCUUUCCACAGCGGCUCUGGGUCUUCCUGGUUCUGCGGAGUAAAGGCGUUUUUCUGUGAUUUUCCUCAGAAAACAACAAUGACUUAUGCGGAUCGCAGAGUUUCCUCUCCAGAACGCGCCGGAAGUCAGAAGUUUGUUUGUGACCCGUAAGACCUGAAAGGUGUAGCGGUUCUAGUCUUCGCCGUCCUGCUGCGAGAGACAUCCGUCAAACUGUCCAACAUGAGAGGGCAGCUCGCCGUUUUUUUGUUUUUUACCGUUUUAACGGAGGCAGCAGCGUCUCCGCCCGCGGACGCGCAGCAGCAGGAGUUCGCUCCUCUCAGGUCCAUGUUGGAUGACUUUGAAGUUCUUCCUUUCUCCAGCCUUCAGACCCACUCCGUCCGCCGCCGUGACGUCCAGACUGAAGCUCACGUGGAGAAGCUGCUGAGCUUCAGCGCCCUGCAGAGGCGGUUCAGACUCUACCUGAGGACCAACAACGAGCUCUUCACUGAGGACUUCAGAGCCGUGGUUGUGGACGAGGAUGGCCGAGAGCGAGGCGUCCCUGUUAACAGACACAACUACUUUACCGGACACGUCAUCGGGGAGGAGAACUCUCGCGUUCAGGCUCACAUCGAUGACGACGAGUUCUCUGCUCACAUCUUGACCGACGAGGCAGAGUUCAACAUCGAGCCUCUCUGGAGGUUCACGUUGGCGCCGCCUGAUGGCCGUCUCCUGAUCUAUCGCUCUGAGGACAUCAGGAACAUCAGCCGGCUGCAGCAGCCGUCCGUCUGCGGCUACGCGGCGCCCGACUCCUCUCUCAGAGCGGCCAUGUUGGAUGGGAACGACGACGCUGAGCCUGCGUUCAGGGGGAAGCGUCAGGUUUACGACCAUAAGAAGAACACGUGUCCGCUGCUGCUGGUGGCCGACCACCGCUUCUUCAAGCACAUGGGUCGGGGGGAGGAGAGCACCACCCUGAACUACCUGAUCGAGCUGAUCGACCGCGUGGAUGACAUCUACCGAAACACGUCGUGGGACAGUGAGUUCAGCGGCUACGGGGUCCAGAUCCAGCAGAUCAUCAUAGAGAACGGUCCCACUCCUGUGUCCCCGGGACAAAGCCACUUCAACAUGAGGGGAAGUCCGGUUCCAGGGAAGGACGUCUGGGACGUGAAGAAGCUUCUGGAGCAGUUCAGCGUGGACAUAGCGGAGAAGGCAUCCAGUGUGUGCCUGGCCCAUCUGUUCACCUACCAGGACUUCGAUGAGGGGACUCUGGGUCUGGCCUACGUGGCGCCGUCCAAACCCGACAUCCCAGGAGGUCUCUGCUCCAAAGCUUGUCCUUCAGCAGCUAACAAGCAGGGAGCCAUUUACCUGAACACGGGCCUGACCAGCACCAAGAACUACGGCAAAACCAUCCUGACCAAGGAAGCGGACCUGGUGACGACUCAUGAACUGGGCCAUAAUUUUGGAGCAGAACACGACCCGGAUAAUGUUCCGUACUGCGCCCCCCGGGAGGACCAGGGGGGGAAGUACGUGAUGUACCCCAUCGCCGUAAGCGGAGAUCACACCAACAACAAGCUGUUCUCCACCUGCAGCCGGCGCUCCAUCGUGAAGCGUCUGCGGUCGAAGGCGGCGUCCUGCUUCCGGGAGAGGAACACAAACGUGUGCGGGAAUUCCCGUGUGGAGCGGGGUGAGGAGUGCGACCCGGGUCUGCUGCACAUAAACUCGGACCGCUGCUGCACCAAAGACUGUCGGCUGAAGGACGGCGCUCAGUGCAGCGACAGGAACAGCGCCUGUUGCCGGGCCUGCCGGUUCCAGUCCAGAGGGGAAGUCUGUCAGGAACCCAUCGAUGCCACCUGUAAGGGUCACUCGUACUGCUCAGGAAACACCAGCGAGUGUCCUCCUCCGGAGAACGCUCCAGAUAAAACAGUUUGUUUGGACAACGGGGAGUGUCUGAAUGGAGAGUGUGUUCCUUUCUGUCAGGCCGUCCUCAACCUGGAGCCCUGCGCCUGCAACGAAACAAACUCAUCCUGUCACGUCUGCUGCCGGAGUGAUACCGGUACCUGCAGCCCGUACCAGGACCAGUCCGGAGCCUUCCUUUACCUGCGGAAAGGCAAACCCUGCACUGUGGGGUUCUGUGAUGGAGCGGGGAAGUGCAUGAAGCAGGUUCAGGAUGUGGUGGAGCGUCUGUGGGACUUCAUCGAUAAACUCAACAUCAACACCUUCAGGAAGUUCCUGGCCGAUAACAUCGUGGGCUCAGUGGUGGCGUUCUCGCUCCUGUUCUGGGUACCGUUGAGCAUCCUGGUCCACUGCGUGGACAAGAAGAUGGACCGACAGUACGAACAGACCACCAAAUCUCUGUUCUUCCCCAGUAAUGCCGAGCUCCUGAGCAGCCUGGACUCUGCAUCUGUCCGGAUCUACAAGCCUCUGACCUUCCCAACUGGCCCGGUGCGGUGCCAGUCCAGUGGCCUCCAGCAGACCAGUCCCCCUCCUGUCUUUAGCUCCGCCCCCCCUCUGGGCCACACCCCUCCACUUGCAGACAGUCCUCGAAUGGCCACCAUCCACGAGGACCCAAGCUUAGACUCCCACCUGGACACGGAGGAGCUGGAGGAGGCGUUUGGGCGUCCAACCAGAGCGAUUCAACGCUCCUUCGAGGACCUGACAGAGAAAAGUCCAGCGAGUCGCAGCGGGAAGACGAAGGUGUCCCGAAUGCAGAGACAUCAGAUCGACAGCAAGGAGACGCAGUGCUGAGAGACAUGGACAGGGGGCGCUGAUUGCAAACAAACAUCUGAGUGUCUUCCUGAUUGGUUCUGAGAGAGAACCAAUCAGAUCACACCUAAUAGUUGAGCUACAGACAGGUCAGACUAAAGGGUUUGCCUCUAAUCUCUAAUCCCCAUUUUCACGCCCUGCACUUUAAACCAAACUGUCAUUCAGAAUUGUUCACCAAAAGGUUUCAGUCUUUGACCAGAGUCUUUACUGGUUCUACAGGGAACCGGUUACAACCAGUCCUCACCCCUUGGAACCACAUCAAGUCAUUCAAAACAUCUUUUCCAGGGAUUAUUUAAUCCUGUUUCUGUAGAGGAUCACAGUGCAGGGAGACAGCCUGUCUCCACAGACCUGUGAGCGGGACCUGGGCUGGUGGAAACUUGUCUAACGAGUAACCAUGGUAACGAUGCUUCUGACUGCAGUUUUACGUCCUUAACAUUUAGGCUGUGAUGCUGCAGUCAUGUCAAAAUUUUCAAUUCCCACUCCAGCACUUUUGAUGGGAGAACUUUUAUGAAACGUUAUUAGGAAUGUGGGAAUUUUAGGAUCUUCUGGGAAAUUUUGGUGGCUUUUGCACGACGACUCGUUUAAUGGAAUUCUUUAAUUUUCAAUCGGAGAAUUUUAUGAUGCAAAUUCUAUUUUCUAAAAUAAUGUUUGAUGCCAAAACAGUGGAAAAAGUAGCCAUAAUUUUUUUUGAAGCUGCGCUUUAAAAUUAAACAUUUGUUGUUUUUGCAUCAGCUUUGAAUAAAUUUUAAACUGACAAUAAAAGGGCUUCAGAUUAAAGUUCAGGGACGUGUUUCGUAUUUCUAAAUAGCUGCUUAGUGAACUUUUUCUUCUCUUUGGUAUUCCAACGCACCUCGGUCAGUAUUUCUUCGUGUCUCGUCUGUCGUGUUCAUUAGGUUUCGCGUUUCUGGCAUUAAAAUCUAGAAGCUGCUGUUUUUAUGUGUGAAAUAAAGUCACUGUUGAAUAAUUA